Etheostoma spectabile (orangethroat darter) is the source of this 815-nucleotide messenger RNA. RefSeq names its product CD209 antigen-like protein E. Lineage: Eukaryota; Metazoa; Chordata; Actinopteri; Perciformes; Percidae. Bases 103 to 810 code for a protein of 235 amino acids. The transcript is spliced from 6 exons. The record is from RefSeq and is a predicted model, not a curated record.
UUGGUUCGUGCUGCUGCCACUUCCUGUGUUAAAGGCGUGAGCAACUUAAAGACAGACAGUGAGACGGAGAAGACGUUCAGUUCAGUUUUUCAGUCGGUCAAGAUGUCUGCAGACGCUGUCGCUGCUCCACGUUUGAGCCUGAAUGUGAGAUAUAACAGAAACGUCCAAGAGACCAGCGGAGAGGAAGAGGAGAGUCAGGUGGAGAUCUUAGAGGAGGAAGAGCAUCACGCUGAUCUCGGGCCACAAAGAGCCGGACCACACACUCAAAACAAGCCUGCAGCCAACAACAGAAGGCGUCUCAAAGCUGCUGCAGUGACUCUGGGAGGGUUUUUUCUUCUGAUAUUGGCUGCACUCUUCAUUCGCUGCACUGUGCUGCAGAUCAGAUACGACCAACUGAGCAACAACUACACUCAGCUACAGGGGAAAGUUUCAGAGACGUGUUGUCCUGAUGGAUGGAAGAGAUCUGGACGCAGUUGUUACUUUAAAUCUAAAGAGAAAAAGUAUUGGUUUGACAGCAGAGCUGACUGUGAGGAGAGAGGAGCAGAUCUGGUCGUCAUUAACAACAAAGAGGAACAGAAGUUUGUCUCUGAGCUGAGUAAGGAUGGAGAGUCCUGGACUGGUCUACGCUAUGUAGCGAGACAAGAAGGAUGGAGAUGGGAAUGGUUGGAUGGAUCACCGCUGACAGAAACGUUCUGGGGACCAGGACUACCUCACUCUGGUUCCUAUGCCGCAUGCUGCAAUCAACAAGGAAAAUGGACACAGAGUUAUUCUGAUACUAAGACCUGGAUCUGUGAGAAAAAGAUCAAGUGAACUCU